GGGUCACUGCUGACAGCACUGCCGAGCAAUCUGCCACACUGCUGCCUGCCCUCAGGCUUCCAUCCCAGCCCUCACAGGUGUCUCCCAGGUUUCCAUCCCUCGUGCCUCAGACUCCAGUUGGGAGGUCUGUGGACCAGGGGGGUUUUUUGCCAGAUGUCUCCACAUGUGGGCAGCAGAGCACUUACCCAGCAGGCAUCUCAGAGACCCAGGCAAGGAUCUUGAAGAGCCAAACGACUCGUACAAGACCAGCAAGCCUUUGGCCACAUUACUGAACUUGCCUGUUGUUUGCAUAAUGGUUAGAUGAGCACCCAAAUUUAGUCAGUCUAAUCACAAUGUUUUUAAAAAUCGCAGUGUUGUUCUUUCUCAGGAGUAGGUUUGUUAUUGAUUGGUUGAUGCAGCAGUACUACAGGUCUCCCUUGCUCUGACAAAGAGCUAGCAAAUAGCAGACUUGAGUGACAAGAGUCUUCACCCGAGUGAAAGCAAAGUGCAAAUGAUCUCUCUAAAUCCAUACUAUUUGGCAGGAAUUUCUUCAGAACCCCUAAAGUUGUACAGCAUGAGGAGAGAACUUUCUCUGACCUUUUUAUAUUCCUGCUGCUGAAGAUGAAUGUGAAAAAUAGGGGCUAUCCAAUUUGUUGCUCAGUAAGUGCAGUGUGGGUUAUAUUAUCAUAGUUUUAUUCAGGGUUAAAAGUGGUUGGAAAUAAAAGAAGCGAGCCAAAAUAUGGGACAGUUCAACAGGAACUGAAAGGCAUCAUUGUGUAGUUUACAUCUGUCCAGUCAUGAUGGUCUAUCUUAGAUACUGCAGAUAUAUUAGAGGUAAAAGGCUGUAACUAAUUUUAUGUUUUAAAUUACAAUUCUUGGAAUUGCUCUGGUCAUGCUACAAAACGAAGGCUGAUUUGUUUGUUUUUCAGAUCAGCUAAACUGUUAAUGAGUGCUGACAGCAGUGAAGAAGAUAUAGAUGACAUUAUUGAUGAAAUCUGUAAUGACAGCAGCUUUACCAAAACACCUUUGAAGUUGAAGUCUACCUCUACAAGUCUCACACCUGAAAGAAAGAGUGCUGUUGCACAGGCUCAUAGGAAAAGAUGCUGUCCAGUGUACCUGGGUGGAAGCUCUUCACCAUAUGGGAUAGGAACAAAUAUUUCAAAAAGAACAUGUGAUGAACUACGUUGUACUGCUUGCGACUUCCGUGUGUCACUUUUCAAUGACUACAUCUGGGAUCAGUCCUGUGAUUAUCUUUUUUUCAGGAAUAACAUGCCUGAGCUCAGUAAACUAAGAGCGAAGAUGAUAAAGAAGAAAGGAGCACGAGCAUAUGCUUGUCAGUGCAGCUGGCGAUCCAUUGAUGAAUUAACUGACCUCCAAGCAGACCAGCAGCUUCGAACCUGCAGAGGACGUACACAGUGCUCCAGUGCUCUAGAGUUUGUGUUCCAGUGCCACGUGCAGCCUUGUUAGUAGGUUCAGAGGUGAGUGGGCAUUGGAGAGGUACCACUUAGUGUAAUGGUACAGACAUAUUUAGGGUCAUGUAUUGUUUUCAGUGCAACUGGUGUUUCAGACUGAAGUUUCAACUGCUAGAGCCUAAAACAGCAGCUUUGGGAGACAGAGGGACCCAGAGACCAGUUGAUUAAUGCUCAAGCAGCUACUGGAAGAGGUCUGCUUGCCUUUCUGUCAUUUAUGAAGAGGUAACCCCUGUGUGGACUGUAAGCAGUAAGUGUUCCUGGGUUUUCUUCAGGGGGAGCUGAGCGAUUUCCAUUCCUAGAAAACAUCAGUCCUAACAGUAAGGGAAGAAUCCAGCAGUAGUGUGUAAUUUAUUAACAGGAUCUAGUGAAGAAGAAACCAACUUUCAUUCUUCUUGAAGAAGAAGAAUGCAUUUCAGAAAGUGUUGAGUUGCCUUGGCUUGCCUGUUGCAAGGCCAUUUGAAAUUGAUGACCAAGUAUCACCACAAGGUGCUCUUUUGGCCUGGAUUUGCACUGGAACUUGUGCCACAAUGUAGGCAAGUUGGGCUUGCAACUUGUGAGCAGGAAACGGGGAAAAUCCUAAUGCCCAUCUCAGUUCAUGAGACAAAGUCUUACAUGACUCGGAAAAGGAACGUGUAUCCUGUACCCUGUUUUAAACAACAGAAAUAGUCACCCUCUCUGAACAGUUUUGUACUACCAACUGCGUGGAGUAAAUCAUGCAGAAACAAAAGUUCAAGACAUCAGUUCUAGUGAUUUUUAUGACAACAAGAUGGCCUGCAGCACUUGGAAAGUGGAGGCCAGGAAGGAAGUGAGACACAAGGACUGAGUGUAGGAGAAAUAAAGGGAUUAACACCAGUAUCUACUGACAGCAUUAGUCAGCAUUUCUCCUAAAUCACCUCAUCCCUCAGUCUUCUGUUAGCAUGGAGAGUUGUAGAAAGAGCUCUCUUUCUGGGUAGAGAUUGAUGUCAGUCAGUUGUGUUGUUAAUGCCAUUAAGACCAUGCUCCAAGCACUGAAAAUGUUAGAAGAUAAUCUUUAUUGGUAAAUGUAUGUGGAAACAUGAGCAUUCCCCUGAAACCAUCGUGUUUAUUCAAGUGUAGUUACUUGUUUCUGGCCUUGGUCAGAAUGGUGGGCUAUGUCAGCUCUUUGUCCAAGGGAAGUUUUAAACAGGUGCAGAAAUAGUGCUUAUUGUAUUGGUUUUCAUUACAGAAUUUAGCAGAUUUCUAGAUCUGAGAACAGUUACUAUGACAUUAAAUAUAAUCAAUUUGCUGGAAAAAGGAGUAGUAUUAAGUGUUCCCUUUCUUUGCUUUCUUCAGUUACAUGUUACAAACCACUCCAAAGUCCUCAAAUGAAAAGAAUAUAAAGAAAGGUAAAAUUAGAGCUUGAAUGUUCAUUUGAUGAAGGUAUUGUAAUAUUGCACAAGGUUUGCAAGAUGUAUCGCUUUGGGUCUGGGCUACUUCCGUGUCAGUUAUCUGAGAUAGCAGGGAUUAUGUAAAGAAUUUUGUUGAAGAAUGCCAUUCAGCUGUUUUCAAACAGAAGUACUGGAGAAGUUUUGCUAAGUAUAAAUGUGACCAUUGUUUUCCUCCAGAUUUUGCUUUAGAAGUAAUAAUACCAUUUCUGUUUGUGAAAUGGGCAAGGUGAAAACUUGAGACUUUCAUUUUGCUUAGGUGAUAUGCUUGGAAAUUUUCUAGGCUGCGGUAUUAGUCUGCAGCAGAUCAAAAGCAAUGAAGAAUGACAAAAUGAGAAUCCACGCAAAA
Molecule: messenger RNA, 3203 nt
Organism: Athene cunicularia (burrowing owl)
Lineage: Eukaryota; Metazoa; Chordata; Aves; Strigiformes; Strigidae
Gene: CFAP418
Product: chromosome 2 C8orf37 homolog
Exons: 6
Coding region: 925-1446 (173 amino acids)
Cellular component (GO): cytosol
Source: RefSeq, a predicted model, not a curated record